Molecule: messenger RNA, 6049 nt
Organism: Amyelois transitella
Lineage: Eukaryota; Metazoa; Arthropoda; Insecta; Lepidoptera; Pyralidae
Gene: mino
Product: glycerol-3-phosphate acyltransferase 1, mitochondrial
Exons: 16
Coding region: 340-3018 (892 amino acids)
Cellular component (GO): mitochondrial membrane
Source: RefSeq, a predicted model, not a curated record
GGCUCGUACGCGGUCCUAAAGUCUUCCCAAAUCUUCAUUGUCAGUAGUUGUCAUUCUGAACUUCGUUCGGUUCACAGUCAGUUUAUCUGUUACCAAUUAGGUCGUACUUAUUAAUUAUUGUUAAUAUUAAUGUGAUAACGUUGUGUUAUCUGUCACGCAUCAAGUUUCUCUGACCGCUUGCACCUACCAAGUCGUUCGUGUUGUAUUUUGAUUCAGUCAGUACGUCUUCGCGCGUCGGGCAGAGCGGUCUUGCGUCGCGCAGAUCGGAAACUGUCAUCGAUCAUUUAUAAGUGAUAAUUAAAAAAAAGAACUUGGUGUUUUUUAGUCUGUGAUAUCUGAAUGACUGUCAAAAUUAGCCGGUUAAGUGGUGUUUGGAAUUGGACGUUGGGUGAUGCGGUGGUCGACACGACCAACUUAACAAUGGAAACGAUGAGCAAUGUUUGGACGGUGGUGGAGCAUGUCAGGGUGGCCAGCGGUGCCGCCGAACUGGCAAUCUUCACCGCUUUGCUGUACUGGUUCUUUACUUCAAGCCGCGUCGCCGACAUGCUGGAGGUGGUCGGCGAACGCGUCGGCGGGUGGUGCGGCGGCACCCGGGACACGAGCAGCUCUCUAAGACAGGCUGUGCGCGUGCGCAGGCGGCCGCAGAAUGUGUACUCCAAGUUGGACACUGAAAUAACAAAUCGCUCAAACGCCCUGUACCGGGUGAAGGAGACGACGGUGGUGUCUGCCCCCCAACCAGUGACCAGACCCCCCGCCGGCCUGGCUUGCUCGAGAUGUGCACCUAUAUCAAGGGAGUCAUGGCAAGACCCGAAAGCGACGGACACGGGCAGCGUCAUCAACAUCCUGAACAUCGGCAAGCAGACGUUCGCGAACGGCGGCGUGGUCUCGCGGUACCUCUGCGACGUGGCGCAAUGCUGCAACCUGAGGACUUUCGAUUACAAGGACCUGGUACCCGAUGUAAUCAAAGACGAGCAUUUAAAGCAAUCGGUGGACGACGUUACACAAGAGGAGAUCAACAAGCUAUACGCGAAUAACCAGCACACUGGCGGCGGUGAUAGCGAAUAUGCCGCCAAAUACCAGUCAGUGAGGAAGAGGAUUGAGGCCAGGGCGGUUAAAAUUGUCCAGGAUAUCAGCUCGGCUAUGUCCAAUGGCGUUCUCAAAUUGGUAGCGUGGGUAUGCCACAAGGCGAUCCGUCGCAUCGCCCGGGGCGGCUGCGGCACCCGAGCCACGUGCGUCGAAAGAUUGCGUCGUGCUGACGCGGCGGGAGUUCCUUUGGUCUUCGUGCCUCUGCACAGAUCUCACUUCGACUACAUUCUAGUGACUUUCACUCUGUAUUUGACUGGAUUGAGACCUCCUCUGGUGGCGGCUGGUAACAAUAUGAGGAUACCUUUCUUUGGUUGGUUUCUAAGAGGUUGCGGAGCUUUCUUCAUCAGGAGGAGGACUGAGGGAGGAGAUAACCAAACCGGCGAUCCGGUGUACAAAGCUGCUCUGAGGGCCUACAUUCUGAACGGUUUGGCAGCAAACAACAAUAUUGAAUUCUUUAUCGAAGGCGGUCGCACCAGGACCGGGAAACCGCAGACUCCCAAAGCGGGCAUUUUGUCGGUAAUAAUGGACGCGUACCUAGAUGGCACUAUAGACGACGCACUGUUAGUCCCGGUGACACUAAACUACGACAAACUGGUUGACGGGAACUUUGUGCGUGAACAACUCGGCAUGCCGAAGCAGAUGGAGACCUUCUGGUCGGCGCUCAGGGGCAUCUGGAGGACCCUCAACACCAACCACGGCGGCAUCCGGGUGGACUUCAACCAGCCUAUAUCAUUGAAGGAACUAGUUACAUCAUUCCAAAAGUACAACUACCUCAAGGCGCCAAUAGAAAGACCUCUAACGCCGCCUAACAACAACUUAGCGGUGAAUCUAGACAGGCAGAUAUUGUACAACCACAGCCACUCGAGUCUGUACGGCGCUGACGUCACCACGGACCACAAGAUGAUGGUCGAGGCGAUCGGCAGGCAUUUAGUCUAUGAUGCCACCGAAGCAACAGCGCUGAUGUGUACCAAUGUCGUCGCCUACGUUCUUCUGACCGAAGCUCGUGAAGGAGGAUCCUGGAACAACGUGAAGAGCAUGGUGUCCGCCCGGGGGAACGCCCUGAAGCGGGCCGGGAGGGACCUGGGAUAUUCUGGGGACGACCAGGCCGUGUUCAAACACGCUCUGGAGAUGCUGGGCCGCGGGCUGGUUCGAGCGGAGGCGGGCGCGGUGGCGGCGCGCGGCAGUGUGGCCGCGUGCCUAGAGCUGUCAUACUACGCAAACUCCUGCGUCGCGCACUACGCCGCACCCGCCAUACUCGCUACCGCCCUGGAAAGCAUAGUCGCCCAACCGGACGCGGACCAAGAGUACGUGUCCCACCACGAGCUGAUGGAGGCGGCGCUGCAGCUGUGCUCGGUGCUGAGCCUGGAGUUCAUCCUGUGCGCGCCGUGCCACCGCAUCGAGGAGCGGCUGCUGGGCGCCGUGGACGAGAUGGUCGCCGACGAGGUGCUCGCCAGGGUCGAGGAGAGCGAAGGUCUGGAAGAGCAGCGCUGGGCGCGGCGGCUGGCGCAGCAGCUGGACGAGGACGACGAGGCGGCGCGGGCGAGCCGGCGACUCCGCUACCGGCUGCAGCGCGGGCCGCGUGCGCUGGCGCACAGACGACGACUCCUCCUAACAAUCCGGCCGCUGCUCGAGGCGUACUCGACCACGUGUCGCUGUGUGCAGGACGGCUCACAGAAGGCCGUGGUCAAAGCCACGCUGGACGCCAUGACUGAAGACUUCACUCUCAACAAGAUGUUAUAUGGUGAAGCGAUAUCAACAGACGCUAUCAGAAAUUGUCUGCGACUCCUCAAACAGUGGGGCCUCAUCGACUUGUACACCCAAGGCAAAGAUCGCAACCUACGCCUCUGCCCGCCCUACAACGACCGCGUGACAUUUGAUGCGGUGUGUACAACGAUCUACAAAUACAACAUGGACUCGCCCCUUCUCAAGUGAUCUGUGAUAUAAACAGUUUAGUGAUAAUUAGUGAUGUGUUAGUGUUUGUGACGAUGUAAGAGUAAGUACAGUGCUAUUCUAUUAGAUUUGGUCUGUUCGAGUGGACGGUUUGUACUUGAAAAGUACAAUUUGAUGGGUUUUGUAAUGAUUUUUUUAAGUACUGUGUUGCAAGUACAUUUUAUGUUAAACUUGUUGAGACUAUUGUAUUUUUUAUGCUUAUAAUUCGUACUGAAUCCCAAAGAAUUGGGUGACGAGCUAAUAAAUAUACAAUUUUUAAGUAAAAGUAUGUAAUAAUCCCAGAUAAAGAGUAUGCCCUUACUGGUCAUUCAAAUUAUACUAUUAUUUCAUUGUAUCUGCCCAAUGCUGCAUAGUCUGAAUAAUUAUGUAUAAAAAAAAAUUACUCAUGUCUGUCCAUCAAUCAAAGUAAUCUUUUGUAAGGAUUUUAUUGGAUGAUAGAAUAAGGGUCACGUGAUUUUUUAUUUAUCCACUUUUAAAUACCUUUAAAAACAAUUUAUGGUUUUGUCUUUAAGGCCUUUGAAUAUAAAUAUACUUGCAAUACAGUUACUGUUACAUUCUGUUUAUAUUUAUUCCUAGUUUUAUAUUAGGCUGAGUACAUAUACAUAAAGGCGAUUUUUUUUUCAAUAAUACUUGCUUAAUAAAUGUGUAACCAAUCAACUGAAUAUAAUAUGUAACCAUACCGACUGGUCAGUAUGUAUCUUCAGGAUCAUUGACAAGCCCUAUCUUCCUUCUCCCUCUUCUUUUGAUGUUAACCGCGGAGUAAGAGGGAGGGGCGCUAGGACAUAUGUCUUAUUAAAGCUUGUAAAUCAACCUCCUGACUUUUGAAUCAGGGUUAUAUGCUAACUUUUACCUGGAAUAAAUACCAGAACUAUUAUGAUUGUUUGGUGUAUUUGUACCCAGCUGUACAUUUGAAAACUUGACAUACAAAAAGCUGUACAGAAUCUAUACCCAUUGCGGUAUAUUGUCACGUCCUUGUUGCUAAUGAAGUAUACAGAGCCUUUCAAAAAUGUUGUAUUUACAGUUAAGAUUUUGUGUGUAUCCAAUUGGUGUUUAUAUGAAAUAAAUUUAAUACAUUCUAUUGUUUCAAAAUAUUGCCAGAUUUUGUAUAGCUUUUGUGUGAAAAUUAAUUAAAAAUAUGGGUGGUGGAAAACCCAAUCAUUUAAUAGUUGUACAAAUUGGUGAAAAGGCUGGCCUCAUCACUCAUAUACAGCUUAACAAUUAAUUGUAGCAAAGAUAAAUAUUUUAUUUUUUAUUUGCAAAAAACAUAGUCAUCACUAGGUGUUAAUAAGAGCUGAAAAUACAAUCAGAUAAAGCACCCGGGUUAUAUUAGUUUACUCUAGAAUUCGUUACUUCCGGGAUGCGCAGUAGUAAUUAUUCAUAUAAAUAAAUCUUCUGCUUAACGUACAUAGAGUCGAAUUUUGUUGAACUUACGUGCCGGACACUGUAUCUGUAUAUGCUGUUAUGCAAAGGCAUUUGUAAGCAUCAAUUGCUAAAAUAAAAGUCACUGUUGGGACCAAAUGUUUACUAAAACUAUCAGAAAUCGUGAUCAAUAUGUAAACAUAUAGUGUCUGCUGUGUACAUUUUGCAAUCUGGCGGCCGAAACUUGUCUCACAAUAACGAAAAUUUAAUUGAAAUCUUUCUUCUCAUUAUGUCAUUUGGUUACUUGCGAUUAACGGUAACUCUUUUUAAGUUUAUUUUUAAUAUUAACGUAUGAUACAAAUUGUUUGCGACUUGCCUAUUUACGGGGAACUCCGAUUUGUUUCCUUAAUCUGGUUGUAAUGUGAAAGGACGCUAUUAAAAAUAUUGCAGAUAUUCGCGUUUACGUAAUGUGUACAACAUCUCGAACACAAAUGUAUGUGUUAUUUCAAAUACACGAAAAUAAAGUACUGACGUAUAUUAUACAUGAUAUUAUGACAAAUUGUACAAUGCAUGUAAUGAUGACAGGACGUUUUAGAUUAUGACUAAAUAUAUCUUAUGGUCAUGUUAUAAUUGACGUCAUUUGUUAACCACUCCUUUAUGGAAAUGAUGGCUUGACAAUGAUUCAGUUUGUAAUAAUGAAAAAUAAUCUGUAUAAAAUGUAACCAGAGCUUGGAAAAUAUAUAUUUCCAUCUCUUUCAAUUUAAAUGUAUAAUUGCAUUUAUUUAACUGUUAUAAUUAUUGUAUGUUUACCGCAAUAUUUCAUCAAUGACUGACUGAUAUGACUUACGGUAUUAAAAACCGCAAAUUCGAACGGCCCGUCAUAGUGUGGUAUAUAUUUUUUUAUUUCCUCGAAUUAUAUUAACUCCAGCGUUUAUGAAUGUCGAAAUUGAACCAACUUAUGUCGGUUAAUUUUCAUAUUUAUAUAAUGCACAAAAAGUUACAUCUUACUGUGUAAAUAAACAAUAAAGGAUAUGUAGUUAGUAAUCCCAUUCGGAAAUAUGCCAAAUAUUAAGACAAACUGAUGUCGAAAUUUUAAACUCUACCCUUACUUUACCAUAGCUUAGCCUUUGUGGUAUGUUAGUUACAUUGAAUGGGACUUCUCACUGCUAAUCUCAUGUGUAAUAUUGCAAGUGUAGUUAUUAUAUACACUGUGCUUUUUUUAUAAGAAUUGAAAAAUGAUAACGGAAAGUCUGCUGCCGCCAUAUUUUGAAUAUCGAACGUAAAAGGGGUUUUUCCUAAAUUUUCUAAUAGACUGCUUUUAUUUUCAUAUACGUUCCAUGUGCAAAUAAUAUGGCGCAGGAGACUGCUGUAGUUUUCUUCGACACGAUCUAUGUCGGUUGGCCAAUAUAAUAAUAUAACUUGCAAAUCUUUUAUAUAUUAUAUUGAUGAGGGAUACUUAAAAUCAUCCUGUUUUAAAUUUCGGGUCGUAUGCCUUGUUAUAAAAUGAACAAGGCGGAAACUUGGCCAAAUGUUUUAUACUGUAAUACUCUUAAGUCAGGGAUCGUUUGUGUAACUAGUUGUAUAUUGCCUCUUUGGUUGACUAGUAUUUGCAAAUAGUGAAAAAGGUUGAAUAAAACAAUCUUUGUAUAUAUAA